Papaver somniferum (opium poppy) is the source of this 696-nucleotide messenger RNA. Its product is annotated as putative F-box protein At3g21120. The transcript has 2 exons. The record is from RefSeq and is a predicted model, not a curated record. NCBI's taxonomy places the organism in Eukaryota, Viridiplantae, Streptophyta, Magnoliopsida, Ranunculales, Papaveraceae. Gene Ontology annotation, molecular function: protein binding. The coding region runs from base 21 to 599 and encodes 192 amino acids.
CUCCUGCGUAUUACUAAAAGAUGAAUAUGUUCGACACUUCCAUGAGCAGUAGCCAGUUGGGAAAAAGAAGAAGAUUAAGCUAUGGUAUUUAUCAACCUACAAGCAGGGACCGUGUUUUGAACGACCUUCCUGAUCAUCUCAUCUAUGAAAUAUUCUUGAGAUCUUCCGCGGAGUCUUUACUAAGAUUGAAGAGUGUGUGCAAGGCUUGGUAUUCGUUAAUUAAGGAUCGCAAUUUCGCCAAACUACAUUAUGAUCAUAAUAAAACAAAGAAGCAAUCUAUUGGUAUUAUUUUCAUCUCUAGAAGAGAAUAUAUUAGUCAAUACGAUCUAACAAUUGUCAACAACUUGUGGGAGUACGAAGAAGUCCAUUUGCAGGAGUUGAAAUUAACGGUAGGAACGGAAGAAAUUGUAAAAAUGACUUCUUGCAACGGUUUGGUAUUCUUCCAUACGGAAUUCCCUUUGCUUAUAUGGAACCCAAUUACCAGGGAAUCAGUAGAGCUUCCACCACGGAGGAUGGAUGGAGAUAGUAAGAUGGCAACUGCAUGCGGAAUCGGCUAUCACGCAGCGAAUAAUGAAUAUAGAGUGGUUCAGCUAUUAUGACGUCUUUCUGACUCUUCAUUGGAGUGUGAGGUUUCAGUUUUAGGUACCAAGAUGUCAUGGAGACGAAUCCAACAAAAAGACAUCCUUAUUCAUCCAU